Molecule: messenger RNA, 9545 nt
Organism: Coregonus sp. 'balchen'
Lineage: Eukaryota; Metazoa; Chordata; Actinopteri; Salmoniformes; Salmonidae
Source: the annotation of a GenBank genome assembly
UGAGUACAUUUGCAUUAUUUUUUGCAAUAUUGAAACCUGGAGCUCUGUGAUUGAGAAGAUAUACAUUGGACAUGCUUCUACCAUUUUGCACCUUAGAUAUCGUACUAUCGAUAAUAUUAAUAGCCAUCGUAGUUGUUUGCGCAUUAACCUCAAUCAUUACGGUACAAUUAUAUGUUGACGUUCUUGCUGAUUUCGUAGCCACAAUGAAAUAUCAUAAUAGGCCACUUUUUCUGUGUAUAAAUGUAAUAUUUGUAGGAUUAAUAGGCCGUCCUUCACACCGUGUAGUCAGUAGUAGAUAUUGUAACCUAAAUACCUAGUUAGCUACAGUGAGUUACAACACAAAAAGUAGCUAGCUAGAUACAUCAGCCGACUGCCUUCCAUAGCUCCCGCUAACGUUACUAGUUAGCUAGCUGUAACAGUGAUACCGCCACGUCUUCUUAUCCUCCCACCCGGAUACUGAGUGACCUUUACAAUGGCCGCUGCAAGAAAGCGUAAGCUAUCGGGCAUCGAAGAUGUGAUUGACAGAAAAGCAAAGAUUAUCAAAGACAGCGGUGAGAAGAGACACAUUGCAGCCCUGAUCCUCGCGAGGGGAGGUAGUAAGGGGAUCCCCCUGAAGAAUAUCAAAAUGCUAGCCGGUGUCCCCCUCAUUGGAUGGGUUCUGAGAGCUGCAGUGGACUCCAAACAGUUUGACAGGUAAUUCAGUUCAAUCUAAUAGUCAAAUGUCUUUCAAUCUAACUACAGUAUACAGUUCAAUGUAAUAGUCAAAUGUCUUUCAAUCUAACUAGAGUAUAUGGAGUUGCUUUGAUAGAAACUUGGUAGGCUAGCUACAUACAACCCACAUGAAAAAAUACUAGUAUACUAUGAUAUAAAUACUAUAGUAUUCACUGUAGUGUUUUUGCGGACUUUACUGUAGUAUACUGUAUUAUUUACAGUUAACUAUAGUUUACAUGCUGUAGUAAAAUAACUGUGAUUGCGCAAUGUAGUAUACUGUAGUAUUUACUGUAGUGUUUUUGCGGACUGUAGUAUACUGUAGUAUUUACUAUAGUGUUUUUGUUUUAAUAUCUUUGACAUAGAAGUGAGGGCUUUCUCCUUGAGGAAACCUACUAAACCUAUUUUCCAUAACCUGUAGAUAGGACUGGAGUGUGAACAGAUAGGUCAGUGCUUCUGCUCUUUUCUAACUGUAGGGAACACAAUAGAUGGUCUAUACUUGGCAUGUAGGUUUCUCACUUAUGGGUGGCACAAAUUAAUAUGCCAUGCCAUUUAGCAGACGCUUUUAUCCAAAGCGACUUACAGUCAUGCGUGCAUACAUUUUUGUGUAUGGGUGGUCCCGGGGAUCGAACCCACUACCUUGUCGUUACAAGCGCCGUGCUCUACCAGCUGAGCUACAGAGGACCACAAAUUGGGAUAUGGGGGAGGUGAAUGGGCAGGGUAUAUGCAAAUUACUGUAGUAUUUACUAUAGUUAAAAAGGGUGGUGUUUUUGCGGACAUUACUGUAGCAUUUGCUACAGUGUUUUUUUGCAGAUACUACUGUAGUAUUUACUAUAGUAUUCUACAGUAUACUACAACAUUCUCUACUAAGUACUACACAUGAUCAAGGGAUACUACAGUGUGUAGUAUAUUAUUCUACAGUAUACUAUAGUUUAUUACAGAAUUCUAUAGUAAGUAUUGUAGUAUUCUAUAGUAAACUGUAAUAUUUUUAAAUGUGGGAAAGCAUGUUGACAUUCUUGUUUUGGGUGGAUGGAUAAUAUUGUUAUUUGAAAGUUAGUGUACUGUCUCUGAAUGAACCCCCUGGCUUGGGCUUGGCCACACAAGACUGGAUUGGACUGAUGUAGCCUACUUGUUACAAAGCCUGAGGAAUCAACUUCUUCCGUUCUUUCUCCCAGUGUGUGGGUAUCAACUGACCAUGAUGACAUUGAGAAGGUGGCCAAGGCAUGGGGAGCUCAGGUUCACCGCAGGAGCCCAGAGGUGUCCAAAGACUCAUCCAGCUCUCUGGACACCAUCCAGGAAUUCGCUAGAUUAAACCCAGGUAGGGGGUGAAUCUCAAUUGUAUUUCCUUGAUUCCUCAUGUCCUCUCUCCUUGCCUCCUUCUCAAAAUGCAUUAGUGGAGGAUAUCUGAGUGGAGGAACCUCAGAUCUUCUGCUCCAAUGUGCUGUGACAAGGAGGGAGGCGUGAGGAAUCAAGGAAAUACAAUUGAGAUUCACUUUAUGACAUAGCAACAGGGAAGUGUCAACGUUGGUUAUCAUUUAUUGUGACAGAACCACACCCUCUUUGACAUUUCACAAUCGUUUGUAAUGACUGUUUGGCAGUGCUUUGUUAUAGAUGUCAGCCGUUAAUGGAAUAUAUGCAGAACAUGUUUAUCCACUAGCUAGACUAAGGAUCUGGGGCGGUAUGUAUCAAGCAUCUCAGAGUAGGAAUACUGAUCUAGGAUCAGGUCCCACCUGUCCAUGUAGUCUUAUUCAUUGUGAUCUAUGAGGCAACAUUUGGGAUUAUCCCAAUAAAGUGGGACCCACUCCAUAGCUACAGUUGACAACAGUGGCAGCAUAUACAAGAUUAUUACCGUUUCACAUACUCAUCUGAUCUCAAAUGGUAUCUCAUAGUCUGCUGUGUGUUGUCCUCCUCCAGAGGUGAAUGUGAUCUGUCACAUCCAGGCCACGUCUCCCUGCCUGCACCCCUUCCACCUGAAGGAGGCCCUGGAGAUGAUCACCAACCAGGGCUGCCAGUCCGUCUUCUCCGUGGUCCGACGACACCACUUCCGCUGGCAGGAGGUCAAGAAAGGAGGUACGGGAUGGCCUUGUGUUAUGUUUAGGGCCUUACACUUAGGCACGGUUUCCCGGAUACAGAUUAACAAUAGUGCUGGAUUAAGAAGCAAGGUCAAUGGAGUAACAUUGAAAAUUAUUUUUAGUUCAGGAUUAGGUUUAAUCUGUGUGGGGAAAAAACACCCCAGGGCUACUUUAAAAGUAGGGUCAGGAUUUUUUUCCUGACCACGUGACUGUCUAUCACAAUAGAGAGAUGGGGGGUGAUUAAACAAGUGAGUUUUUCUCCUGACCAGGAAGUAGUCUGGUUUCUAGUUAUAACCUAUUAACUCAUAUUAUGUGUUCUCUCUCCUCUUCAGGUAGUGUAGCCACCCAGCCUCUCAACCUGGAUCCAUCCAACAGGCUCCGGAGACAGGACUGGGAUGGAGAGCUGUGUGAGAACGGAUCUUUCUAUUUCUCCACCAGAGCCCUUAUCGAGAAAGGCGUACUGCAAGUAACUGUCACCAUGCCCCAUCAUGGCCCAUAUUCACAAAGCGACUCAGGAAGUAGUGCUGGUCUAGGAUCAGUUUUGAAAGAAUAGUGAGGAGACCAUCUGAACUUCAGUAUUAUGCUGUUAUUAAAGUUUAAACAAGGAUUGGUUCUUAAGGCUUCAUCAGCCUGGUUAUUAGUUGGUCACAGUCAAUAGUUCCUCAAUUCAUUAUUGCAUGUUCAGCCUAGGAGAGCCUGUAGUGUGUGUGUGUGAGAGAAAUUCCUCUUCAUUCGUUUAUUAGUAACAUUCCCCAACAAUAUCACUCUGUAUGCCGUAGUGACUAUGAUAUUAUUAACAAAUAUCCACUUCUAACACAAUCACAAUGAAUACGAUUAUAUGGACAGGGAGGACCUGAUCCUAGAUACGUGCCCAGAUGUUUAUCUCUGCUGUUGGUGGUGACUAAGCUUAUUUCCUUACUGGGAUCAAUAAAGUUUAUUCAUUCAGUGGACGUGCGCUUGUCUAGAAACAAAAUACACACUGAGAGAUGGACUGAUCUGUGAUACUACUAGAUAUUCUAUUGUCAACUGGUGUUGAUUGAAUGUUAAUAGAAAUGCCCUUUCUCUUGUGUUGUCUUUCUCAGGGGGGAAAGUGGGCUUACUAUGAGAUGCUGCCAGAGUACAGUGUGGAUAUUGAUGUUGAUAUCGACUGGCCCGUGGCAGAACAGAGAGUACUGAGGUAGUCUGAAAUCACUGACCUAGAGCUUCAAGUUCUCUCUCUGAAAAUGUUUACUUGAAUGCUAUUUGAAUGCACUUUAAAUUCGAUUUAGUGGUAAAGCAACACAAUGCUGUAACACAGAGGAGUGAUUCUCCAAAUGUAUUUCCCUGUGUGUUGUGUUGUUCCUCUCCAGGUUUGGUUACUUUGGCCUGGACAAGCCUGAGGUGGUGCGCCUGCUGCUGUGUAACAUCUCAGGCUGUCUGACUGAUGGCCGCGUCCUCAUCUCUGUCUCUGGAGAGGAGAUGGUCUCAGUCAACACCAGAGAUACCAUGGGUAUCCGCAUGCUGCAGAGAGAGGGGGUGGAGGUACAAUACAGAACAUUUCAAUGGUUUCCUUUACAAAUUCGACAUUACAAAGUAUCAAUGGCAACUGAUGCUGAAGUAUGACACAAUUCACAUAAAUACACUAUGCACAAGAAAAUCAUCAACACAAAAAAAGACAACUUUAAAAUACAUAUGUUUUGGGAGACCGUCAGUUCUAAGGGUAAGACGGAAGUGGUAGUCCCUAGCUCACUGGUUAAGCAGCCUAGUCAUCUAUGAUUCUGGUUAAGCAGCCUAGUCAUCUAUGAUUCUGGUUAAGCAGCCUAGUCAUCUAUGAUUCUGGUUAAGCAGCCUAGUCAUCUAUGAUUCUGGUUGAGCAGCCUAGUCAUGUACAUUACAUUCAGAAAGUAUUCAGACCCCUUGACUUUUUCCACAUUGUUAGGUUAGACGUAUUCUAAAAUGGAUUAAAUAAUUGAUUUCCCCUAAAUCUACACUCAGUACCCCAUAAUGACAAAGCAAAAACAGGUUUUUAGAAUUUUUAGCAGAUGUAUACAAAAUAAAUAUAUCACAUUUACAUAAGUAUUCAGACCCUGUACUUUGUUGAAGCACCUUUGGCAGCGAUUACAGCCUUGAGUCUUCUUGGGUAUGACGCUACAAGCUUGGCACACCUGUAUUUGGGGAGUUUCUCCCAUUCAUGUCUGCAGAUCCUCUCAAGCUCUGUCAGGUUGGAUGGGGAGCGUCACUGCACAGCUAUUUUCAGGUCUCUCCAGAGAUGUUCGAUUGGGUUCAAGUCCGGGCUCUGGCUGGGCCACUCAAGGACAUUCAGAGACUUGUCCCGAAGCCACUCCUGCAUUGUCUUGGCUGUGUGCUUAGGGCCGUUGUCCUGUUGGAAGGUGAACCUUCACCCCAGUCUGAGGUCCUGAGUGCUCUGGAGCAGGUUUUCAUCAAGGAUCUCUCUGUACUUCACUCCGUUCAUCUUUCCCUCCAUCCUGAAUAAUCUUCCUGUCUCUGAAAAACAUCCCUACAGCAUGAUGCUGCCACCACCAUGCUUCACCGUAGGGAUGGUGCCAGGUUUCCUCCAGACAUGACGAGUUCAAUCUUGGUUUUAUCAGACCAGAGAAUCUUGUUUCUCAUGGUCUAAGAGUCCUUUAGGUGCUUUUUGGAAAACUCCAAGUGGGCUGUCAUGUGCCUUUUACUGAAGAGUGUCUUCUGUCUGGCCACUCUACCAUAAAGGCCUGAUUGGUGGAGUGCUGCAGAGAUGGUUGUCCUUCUGGAAGGUUCUCCCAUCUCCACAGACGAACUUCGGAGCUCUGUCAGAGUAACCAUCUGGUUCUUGGUCACCUCCCUGACCAAGGCCCUUCUACCCAGAUUGCUCAGUUUGGCGGACAGCUCUAGGAAGAGUCUUGGUGGUUCCAAACUUCUUCCAUUUAACAAUGAUGGAGGCCACUGUGUUCCUGGGGACCUUCAAUGCUGCAGACAUUUUUUGGCACCCUUGCCCAGAUCUGUACCUCGACACAAUCCUGUCUCGGGAGCUCUACGGACAAUUCCUUUGACCUCAUGGCUUGGUUUUUGCUCUGACAUGCACUGUCAACUGUGGGAUCUUAGAUAGACAGGUGUGUGUCUUUCCAAAUCAUGUCCAAUCAAUUGAAUUUACCACAGGUGGACUCCAAUCAAGUUGUAGAAACAUCUCAAGGAUGAUCAAUGGAAACAGAAUGCACCUGAGCUCAAUUUGAGUCUCAUAGCAAAGGGUCUGAAUACUUACGUAAAUAAGGUCUUUUUUUUAUUUGUAACACAUUUGCUAAAAUUUAGAAAACCCUUUUUUCGCUUUGUCAUUAUGGGGUAUUGUGUGUAGAUUGAUUAGGAAAAUGUUUAAUUUAAUCAAUUUUAGAAUAAGGCUGUAACGUAACAAAAUGUGGAAAAAGGGAAGGGCUCUGAAUACUUUCCGAAUGCACUGUAAAUCCACUCCACCAACUGCAGUUUAAUAACCAAAAUCAAAUAAAAAAUCAAACUCAAGGUGUCAUGUCAUAGCUGACACACCAUUCUUUCUGGCCAGUGACAGUUAACCUCACAUAACAUGUUCAACUUAAAGCAGCAUUAAGCUACUAUAAAAUCUCAAAAGAAAAGCAUUAAUCCAAUCAUUUUACAUUUGUCAUUUAGCCAGAGCGAUUUACAGGAGCAAUUAGGGUUAAGUGCCUUGGUCAAGGGCACAUUGACAGAUUUUUCACCUAGUCCGCUCGGGGAUUCGGACCAGCGACCUUUUGGUUACUGGCUCAACGCUCUUAGCUGCUAGGCUACCUGGCUUCCCUUGUUUUGGCUUUGUGGCAGUAUUAAGGAUACAUUAAGUUAUGUAAAACCAGUUAGGUUGCUUAACAGAACAGGAUGUUUCACACCGUCUGCUCCUGGUAUAUCUAGAUUUAGCCCAUACCUUAUCACUGAAACCACCGCCCAUUAAACACACACACAUAGGCUACUAUUUACUUUAACUGUCAUAUGACAUUAUUUGUUUGAGUUUCCUCAUACCCUCUAAGGACACAUCUCAAAUGACAUCCUUAUUCACAUUAUUGACCCGAACCGUACUGUGCUGGCUAGGCUAUUGUCUUCUCCCACGGUCGGUUCCAGAAACUAUGGUGGAUGCGUAACCAGGCCGUCUCAGAUAUGAAAACUGUAUUUUGUCUCUCCUCCAGGUGAUCUUGAUCUCCUCCAGUGAGGACCCCCAGACCAAGGCCCUGGCUGACAAGCUGUCCCAGAGGACAGGCUGCGAGGUCAGGCAGCUGGGCAAGGACAUCCAAGGUGAGGUCAAAGCCAUGAUGGACGACAGGGAUCUGGACUGGAAGGAGGUCGCCUAUAUGGGUAAACUCACUAUUCUUUUCAUUUAACAAUUUACUACUACUGUUACUAUUACGAAUACUACUACUACUACUAAUGCAUUUUAGUUAUAUAGCACAGUUUUUAAAUAUAAUGGAAUCUUAAGGUUCUUAACCUUCUAUUUUGAGUAAUACUUGUGUGUUUUGUAUUUUUAUUUUUUAAUAUUUUUAUUUCACCUUUAUUUAACCAGGUAAGCCAGUUGAGAACAAGUUCUCAUUUACAACUGCGACCUGGUGUUCAUGUCAAUCAAAACGUAUGAAGAUCUUUAUUUGGAGCCCUUCUGAGAUGGAAAGGUAGAAUAGGCUAGAUAUCUCUCAGGAAUGUGACCGUAGCAGGGGUGUUUGAUAACCACGUAUCAAUGAAACUCAGACAGUAAAUGUCAACAGUGAAUUUUGAACCAGUUGAACCUGCAGAUUGAACUUGAUUGUAAUUGGCAUGGUCAAACACUCAAAUCAAAUCGUGAAAUGCUUACUUUACACAGCCCUUAACCAACAUGCAGUUUUUAAGAAAAAUAGUGUUAAGUAAAAAAUAGAUAGGUAGGUUAAAAGUGACUAUGCAUAGAUAAUAACAGAGAGUAUCAGCAGCGUAAAAUAGGGGCCUUGUGAAUGUUGACCUGUUUAAAUGUCCGUGAUCGCACAGUCAUCCGGAACAGCUGAUGCUCUUAUGCAUGCUUCAGUGUUGCUUCCUCAGUGAGCAUAGAUUUAAUUUAGAUCGUCUGGUAGGCUCGUGUCAAUGGCAGCUUGCGGCUGUUCUUCCCUUUGUAGUCUGUAAUAGUUUGCAAGCCCUGCCACAUCUAACGACGUCGGAGCCGGUUAGUAUGACUCAAUCUUAGUCCUGUAUUGACGCUUUGCCUGUUUGAUAUGGUUCGUCGGGAGGGGCAUAGCGGGAUUUCUUAUAAGCGUCCAUGUUAGAGCCCCGCUCCUUGAAAGCAGCAGCUCUACCCUUUAGCUCAGUGCGAUGUUGCCUGUAAUCCAUGCUUCUGGUUGGGGUAAUGUACGUACAGUCCACUGUGGGGACGACGUCUCGAUGCACUUAUUGAUGAAGCCAGUGACUGAUGUGGUAUGGGAAUUAAAAGCCCGGGAAAAAAGGAACUAACAUCUUCCCAUUUCCCCCUUUCAACAUUCACACCCCAAAACCCCUCCUUUUUUUUUUUCUCCUUGGUUUUCCUUUCCUCCCCCCCUUUCCAACCCUUUAUUUUUCCCCCCCCAACCCCCCCCCCCACCCCUCCAAACCCCCCUCCUCUCUCUCCUCUCAUCCCCCCUGUUUUUCCCCAUGCCAGGAAGUGAUUGUAAGGGUUUUUCAAAAAAUUAAAUAAAUUGCCCCCAUUCAAAGCUCCCUAUUAUUUAAGGGAGACAGGGGGAAAAAAAGGGUUUAUUAAAAAGCUCCUCUAUUUUUAAGGGGGGAACAGGGGGGAAAAUGAUUAAAAAAUUCCCCUAAAAUUUUAAAAGGGGGGACAGGGGAACUGUCUGAUUUAAUAGCUCCUCUAUUGUAAGGGGGGAAGGGGGGAAAAUUUUCUGAUUAAAUGGGUCCCCUAUUAGAAGGGGGGCGGGGGAAAAAUGCCCGAUUAAAUAGCUCCUCUAUUAGUAAGGGGGAGACGGGGGAAACUGUCUGAUUAAAUAGCCUCCUCUAUUAGUAAGGGGAGACAGGGGGAAACUGUCUGUUAAAUAGCUCCUCUAUAGUAAGGGGAGACAGGGGGGAAACUUGUCCUGAUUUAAAUCAGCUCCCUAUUAGAGUAAGGAGGAGACCAGGGGCAAACUGCCUGAUUAAAUAGCUCCUCUAUUAGUAAGGGGGAGACAGGUUUGGUUUAAGUGCUCAUUGUGUAAAGAGUGUCUCUAUUUUCCCUCUGCUUGUAUGCUAGGCUAAACCACUGCAGAAAACUACUGGAUUGUUCAUUAAUUUGGCAUGCCACUGCCAGUCACUGAAUAUUUAUGGUUAUAAGUGAGAAGGGAGGUGCCAGCAGUCAAAUCCUGUAGAAUUUGGGAUAGAAUUUUCCAAUUUAAUCAAUUUCUAAAAAGAAAAUAGUUUUUUUUAUGAUUCUCUUAAAUCAUGUCAUAUUUUGCAUGUUUUUUUAUGUUAUGUUUUUGCAACAUACUAAUUAAUCAUCCUAAAAAUACUUCAGAACCACCUAAUGGAUACUUUUUAAUAGGAAAAUGUACUUAUCUCAACCCUCCAUCUCUCCCUCCUACAGGUAAUGAUGCCCCAGAUGUUGACUGUCUGAACCUGGCUGGGCUGAGUGCAGUACCCCCCGGGACGCCCCCAGUGGUGGCGGAUCAACGCUGCUAAAUACUCCUGCCACAAUGCUGCAGGGCUGGGGGCUGUGAGGGGAGUUUGCUGAACACAUCCUGCUGCUGAAGAAGAAGGCCAAGUCUCAGAUGGAACAGGACCGCAUACACAGAAGUACAUUCUAAACUCUAGAAUGUCUUC